AUGGCAAGAGACUGCACAACAAGAAGUUUGGACAACAUAGACCUAUCUGCGUUAAGAGAUCCAGCGGGGAUAUUUGAACUUGUUGAAGUGGUUGGAAAUGGAACAUAUGGACAAGUGUAUAAGGGCCGGCAUGUCAAGACAGGACAGUUGGCUGCUAUCAAGGUCAUGGACGUGACAGAGGAGGAAGAAGAUGAGAUUAAAUUGGAGAUAAAUAUGCUGAAGACAUAUUCUCAUCACAGAAACAUAGCUACAUACUAUGGUGCUUUUGUGAAGAAGAGUCCUGCAGGCCAGGAUGACCAGCUGUGGUUAGUGAUGGAGUACUGUGGAGCAGGCUCCGUCACAGACCUGGUGAAGAAGACCAAAGGGAACUGUCUGAAGGAGGACUGGAUUGCCUACAUCUGCAGAGAAGUCCUUAGAGGUCUGUCUCAUCUCCACUCACACCAUGUGAUCCAUCGUGACAUUAAAGGGCAGAAUGUGUUACUAACUGAGAAUGCUGAGGUUAAGCUGGUGGAUUUCGGUGUGAGUGCCCAGCUAGAUAGGACGAUUGGGAGGCGAAAUACAUUUAUCGGCACACCCUAUUGGAUGGCACCGGAGGUUAUCGCCUGUGACGAGAACCCCGACUCCACAUAUGACUACAGAAGUGACUUGUGGUCUCUGGGUAUUACUGCUCUGGAAAUGGCAGAGGGAGCUCCACCUCUGUGUGAUAUGCAUCCAAUGAGAGCCCUCUUUCUCAUUCCGCGUAAUCCGCCACCAAAACUCAAGUCCAGAAAAUGGUCAAAGAAGUUCCAUACAUUUGUGGAGAGCUGUUUGGUGAAGAACUACAUUCACCGCCCGUCCACCGAAACCCUUCUCCGACACUCUUUCAUUAAAGACCUACCUAAUGAGCGACAGGUGCGCAUCAUGCUUAAGGACCACUUGGACAGGACCAGAAAGAAGAAAGGCGAGAAAGAAGGUACAGAGUAUGAAUACAGUGGAAGCGAAGAUGAAGAAGAUGAGAUGAAUGAAGAUGAAGGUGAACCCAGUUCCAUCGUAAACCUUCCUGGGGAGUCCACACUAAGGAGAGAGUUUCUCCGGCUCCAGCAGGAAAACAAGAGUCGAUCAGAAGCCCAGAGACAGCAGCAGCUACAACAGCAGCAGCUCCGGGACCAAGAGAGGUACAAAAAACAACUGCUAGCCGAACGACAGAAGCGGAUAGAACAGCAACAGGAACAGCGGCGACGCUUGGAAGAUCAACAGAGACGGCAGCUGCAGGAGUCUGGUUUUCAGUGCCCAGAGCUGCAGGAGAUGAAAUGGAGGGAUGAGACUGAAAUUAACGAGAGAUGUGUAUUUGACGAUAGGAGCAAACGAAACAACAAAAAACAGCACGAAGACCCCACCAGACAACGGACAGAAGUGGGAUCACGGCCUGUGGUUCCUUUUGUUGAUCAGCGGAGGCCCGAACCACAGCCUCAGCAGCAGCAGGGUAAAAAGUUCCACCGCACAUUGCCCAAAGACCAGACGCAGCUGCUUUCGCUUCAGCACGACCACAGGCACAAGCAACGGGAGCCACAGAAGGCUGCUGGUGCCACGCCUAACUGCCCCACCAAUAGCCAGCGCAAAGUGAUGGAGGACAAAUUGCGAUUGUUGGACAGUCACCAUGCCAACCUGAACCGAAUAGCUGCAGGGUUGCCCAUACAUAUCCAGUCUAGGCUAGGCUCUGGAAGCAACUCCAGUCCCUGUACUCCAGCUCUGCAGAGAGCAGCCAUUCACCAGAAUGCCAACCUGCGCUCUAGCCGAGAGAGUCAGCACAGCAGCUCCCUGUCGGACAUGGCCACCACUCCCGUGUCUCCCACAGCCGAUGAUGUUUUUUGGGACUUCCCGAGUCCUGAGGAGCACCCCCCCAAGGUUCCUGAACGUACAACUUCAAAAUUUUACUCCAAAGAACUCUCAGGCCAUUACAGGGCUGCAUCAAGUGGAGGGUUUCAGUCUCCAGUGGAGAAAGGGGGAAGGUUCUCAUCUUCUCACAGCAGCUCAGUAAGCAGUUCUCAGUCGGGUUAUUUCAAGUUGGAGAGUCCUCUCCUCCAGAGUCGUCUUCAGCCGUACAAAAAGUCCCAGGAUGGAUGUCCAGGAGUGUUAUUACACCAGCAGGGCUUUGGCCCUGGGUCUGGACUGAAGUCCAACCUCAGUCCGUUUGUGAAAGCGACAGAGUAUUCUUCCUCCAGUGAUGAAGUGGGCAGCAGUGAUGAUGAUGAAAAGAGCAGACCUCCACAUAGCAAUGAGAAGAACAAGUUUUUCAGAGCAGCUCCUGAUGGAAUUGUUCUGCAGCCACACCACAAUCUGAACCAGCAGCAGCAGAGUGUAGCAGCCCCUAAGGGUGUGUCUCGACAGAGACCCAUCGGAUCAGAGUCCAGCGACGACUACCUUCUCCCUGAUUUACUGCACAAGAGCCCAUCUCAUGAGCCUAUGGGGCAGACCCAGCAUGACGUCUCAUUCCCCCAGUCCCCAAAUGCCCGCAGCCCCCAGUCACCUGAUAUGAGCAGCCAGCAGGGAAAGAGCAUCUCAUCAUCUUCCUCAUCGUUCACUCCAUUCAUUGACCCUCGUCUACUUCAGAUCUCUCCUCCUCAGAGUCCACAAAGCCAGAGUCCCAGCAGUGUCAAAUCAGAGCCUUUUAGGCGAGAGAACCACAGGAAGGGUUCUGUGGUUAACGUAAACCCCACGAACAUACGACCCCACAGUGACACACCAGAGAUACGCAAGUACAAGAAGAAGUUCAAUGCUGAGAUACUCUGUGCUGGUUUAUGGGGAGUGAAUCUGUUAGUUGGCACAGAGAAUGGCUUGUGGCUGCUGGAUCGUAGUGGACAGGGCAAGGUCUACUCUCUUAUCAGCCGCAGACGCUUCCAACAGAUGGAUGUGCUGGAGGGUCUCAAUGUACUCAUCACCAUCUCAGGUAAGAAGAACAAACUGAGGCUCUACUACCUGUCAUGGCUGAGGAAUAAGAUCCUUCGGAAUGACCCAGAUGUGGAGAAAAGGCAGGGCUGGACCUCAGUCGGAGACCUAGAGGGCUGUGUUCACUACAAAGUGGUUCGCUACGAAAAGAUCAAGUUCCUGGUUAUUGCCUUGAAGAAUGCUGUGGAAGUCUAUGCAUGGGCCCCCAAGCCAUACCAUAAGUUCAUGGCUUUUAAGUCAUUCACUUCGCUGCCUCAGAGACCACUGUCAGUGGACCUGACUGUGGAGGACGGACAGAGGUUAAAAGUCAUCUACGGUUCUCUGUCUGGAUUUCAUGCUAUUGACGUGGACUCUGGAACACCCUAUGAUCUCUACUUGCCUACCCAUAUCCAGGGCCUCAUCCGGCCUCAUGCCAUCAUCAUCCUGCCCAACAGUAAUGGUAUGGAGGUGCUGGUGUGCUAUGAGGAUGAGGGCGUUUAUAUCGACACCUACGGUCGCAUCACCAAGGAGACAGUGCUGCAGUGGGGCGAGAUGCCUACCUCUGUCGCCUAUCUCCAGUCAAACCAAGUCAUGGGCUGGGGGGACAAAGCCAUUGAACUGAGAUCAGCGGAAACUGGCAAUCUAGAGGGAGUCUUCAUGCACAAAAAGGCACAGAAACUCAAGUUUCUAUGUGAGAGAAACGACAAGGUAUUUUUUGCCUCUGUCCAAUCAGGAGGCAGCAGUCAGAUCUACUUCAUGACACUGGGACAGAACUCUCUUUUCAACUGGUGAUUUCUUGGACCAGAGGAAGAUGUGAGAUGUUCAGUUCAUGACGUCCUUUUGAACAACUCCUAAAAGUCAUAAAUUUCUGCAUUCAAUUUCCCCUUAUCUUGUAAAGAGUAGAUACACCAUGAUACACCAUACUUCAAUUUAUUAUUUACAUGAUG
Messenger RNA from Chanos chanos (milkfish), 3851 nucleotides. Its product is annotated as mitogen-activated protein kinase kinase kinase kinase 4. Gene Ontology annotation, molecular function: ATP binding; protein kinase activity. Gene Ontology annotation, cellular component: cytosol. The coding region runs from base 1 to 3696 and encodes 1231 amino acids. Lineage: Eukaryota; Metazoa; Chordata; Actinopteri; Gonorynchiformes; Chanidae. The record is from RefSeq and is a predicted model, not a curated record. The transcript is spliced from 32 exons. Gene Ontology annotation, biological process: protein phosphorylation.